UGAUGAGAAGCUGCGGUUUUUGUGAGUAGAUGAGCGUAGAAUUGCAAGAGCUCGGUUGAGGCAGCGAUAGUGAAGACUAGACCGAGGUCGUCGAAGAACAUGCACAAAAUGAACUGUAGCAGUUGGGGACACCAUCAAGAACGACAGUGCCAUUUGUGGCUACGGACACAAAGGUAGUCAUGCGAACAGAGCAAGCAAGAAUGCGGAUGAGGUGGACGACAGGAGGUGUAGCUCCGAGACAUCUGUUUCUUGCUCUGCUCCACUUUAGCAGCACCGCACUCCAUAUGAAUUGCAAAAGUAUCGUACUCGUAUAAAUGCAUUACAAAUUUUAUUUGUAAUGCUGAUUUACCUUGACAAAGAGAUUUGUAAUGCAUAAAUGCAAUGUUGACUACGAGUACGAUACAUUUGCACGGGAUACUCCAGCGCGUCCACGCUGUUCUCCGGACCGGCUCCCAACCGUGUCCUCCGGGGUAUACCCGAGACGCCCGAAGUUGCGACGGUGUGUGCGCGGACUGCGACUGCCUGCCCGGCUUCAAGUGCUGCUGUCGCGUGCCGCCGGGUUACUACUCGCUCGGGGACCGGGCAUUGCGGUGUCCGGGAGGAACCUACCAAGACGAGUUUGCGCAGUCCUAUUGCAAGGCCUGUCCAUCCACGGCCGGAAUCGUCUAUAACCCAGCGGCGACGGUGUUAUGUUAGUUUUUUUCUUUAGCGUAGUUCGAGUUCCAUCCUGCUCAUUCUGCGCGAAUGAUUCUACCCACGCAGAUAAGUAAUACUAUACGAGCCGCGAAUCAAAUUUGUAUUUGGAUUUGCGCGAAAACCCCAAAACAGCGCGUCCCAGCCACAUCUACUAUCAUACCUUCCACGGAGAGUGUGUGCGCCUUGGCAGCCUGUACGAGUGCAAACGUUGCUAUGGAUGUGUCAGAGUUGAAAUUGACAAAGUUGAAAUGAUUUGUCAUGCAUAAAAUGGAUGCCCGUUGGAACCCAGUUUUCAAGUGGCGCAAGACAAAUUUUGGUGGUCCCUAAAUCCAUUUUGUCAUGCUGUGUAGGCAAAGAAGGGCGAUUUUCUCAUGUUACUUUAGCAGCUCCAGCUGCAACCCCAAACAGGCUUACAAUCGGCCUCACUUGCCUGCUCUGCAAUACACGUGCCUCGGGUCAUCCAUUUUAUGCAUUGCAAAGUAUUUCAACUUCGACGAUUUCAAACCUGACGCUUCCAUAGUUGCAACGGACUGCCAGACGUCGGCACAGGUGGUAACGGCCAUGAGCGUAUCAAAUGCAAAAAUGUCUGGGUCUGGAAGAAUGCAACGUGUGAUGCUGCAUUAGGAUGUCUAAAAAAUUUGUGUUGCAUGAGCAGCAAAAGGAGUCUAAUUUUUGUUACGCGGAGAGGGCAUUUGUCAUGCGGAAUAGGCAUCAAGAAUCCCUCAAAAAACCUGUGAUGCUAGGGCAUGCAUCACAGACAUCACGGCUCAUGCAAACUGUGCAGGACAAGCCUCAGAAUCUCCCAGACCCAGACACUUUUGCAUUUGAUAGAGCGCCCCGGUGGUACAGACAGACUGGUGCGUGCAGUAUUUGCAAUUGCCGAAUGUGCGCACAACUUUGCGACAGCAGUGCGUUUUUUCGGUCGAAACCAGUAGCGCAUAUUGGAGAAGAAACAGUGGAGGCUUGCUGCUUUUCGUCGCAAUUUAUUCACUUCGAUGGUUGAUGCAUGAUUAGAAAAAUAGCGUUCAUCAAAGCUGCAUGCGUGCCCACGCGAACCGUGACCGUUUUCCGUGGAAGUGUCUGCGGUCAUUCACUUUUGUCCAACCUGUGCAGCGGGCACCGCAUUGUAUAUUCGCACAUCAUCUUUC
Molecule: messenger RNA, 1844 nt
Organism: Amoebophrya sp. A120
Lineage: Eukaryota; Dinophyceae; Syndiniales; Amoebophryaceae
Source: the annotation of a GenBank genome assembly